AUGUAUCAAAGUGAAACGAAUUAUACUAUCGACUUAUUGAUUAAUAUAUCAGAUCAAAUUAACCGCUACUUCGCUAUAUUCAUCUUUAUCUUCGGUACUUGUGGCAAUAUUUUGAACAUAGUCAUUCUCUCCGAUCGAACACUUCGUCACAUUCCAUGUGUUUUCUUGUUUUUAAUUGCGUCUAUUUCAAGUUUGAUCUCGAUUGAUCUCGGUCUUAUUACCCGAAUGUUAGCUGGUUGGGCAUCGGAUCCAACUUAUACAAUAGGAUGGAUCUGUAAGCUGCGAACAUUUCUUGUAUUUGCAACACGUCUGAUCGUAUUUUGGCUUUUCGUUCUUUCAACUAUCGACAGAUGGUUGUCAUCCUCUGUAUACAAUCAUCAGCGUAGAUUAAAUACAAUGAAAAAUGUUCGAUAUGCAACACUUACUGUUAUAUUAAUGUCAGUAAUAAUGUAUGCUCAGCUAUUUUAUUGUUACGAAGCUAAUCUCGUACGAGCACCAUUUCCAUGCUAUACGAAAUCAUCAUUAUGUCAAAUUGUAACCGAUCUGACAUUUGCAUUAUUCACAAUUAUCAUACCUUUACUUUUAAUGUCGAUGUUUAGUUUAAUGACAAUUUUCAAUUUUCAUCAAAGUCAACAGCGAAUAUUUCGAACAGGAGAACAACGAUCGAAAAGAACUGAACGGUAUCUUUUACGAAUGCUUUGUACACAAAUUAUUGCUCUUGGUUUGCUAACUCUUCCACAAGCAAUUAUAAGACUAUAUGCCGCAUUUGUUGACAUGCAUCAUUCUGAACUACAGACGACUAUUGAUAUGUUUGUCUACAAUAUUCUCUUAUUAUUAACAUAUCUAGCAAGUGCAAUGCCAUUCUAUAUUUAUACAUUAACUGGUGGAAGUCUUUUUCGUAGACCAUUGUCAAAUUUGAAACAGCGAAUUGUUCAAUUUUUCCUACGACAGACAGAAUAA
Adineta ricciae is the source of this 960-nucleotide messenger RNA. NCBI's taxonomy places the organism in Eukaryota, Metazoa, Rotifera, Eurotatoria, Adinetida, Adinetidae. The record is from the annotation of a GenBank genome assembly.